Molecule: messenger RNA, 665 nt
Organism: Dacryopinax primogenitus
Lineage: Eukaryota; Fungi; Basidiomycota; Dacrymycetes; Dacrymycetales; Dacrymycetaceae
Exons: 2
Coding region: 9-665 (218 amino acids)
Source: RefSeq, a predicted model, not a curated record
CUUGCGUCAUGUCCAUACGCAUCCCCUUCGUUGGCACCUUCAUCUGCACCGUCGCCCCUCCCCCCGAAGCUCACAUCCCCCCAAGACGUACCCCCUCCGGUAACUGGGUCCUCUCCUCCUCCCCUGCCCCUCCCUACUACUCCGAAACACUCGACCUCGAGAAUUUUGGCUACAACAGCAUGCUCACCGCCCUUACCGAACCCGGCCGUCCGCGCGAGUACGCCGACCCCCGCGAACUAGCGGCAGGGGCACGCGAGCUCGGUCUCCCCAAUCCUCUCCCCAUGUACUGCCACGAAGCCGAUGAGCCGAACGAGCCUGACACGAUAGCCAAAAAGCUAUUCAUCUUUGGGUUCAUGUUCCCCCUGCUGUGGCUCGUCGGUGCUUGCAUCCUCUGCGUUCCCCUGCACGCAUACCCGCUCCCCCCAACCUCUCCGGACCAUCCCGACAACUCAGCGACCACAUCUCCCACCUCCGAGUCCUCGGCACCAGAGUACACCAAAGACCCCCGUCCAGCGAACCUCGAUACCGUGUGGACGCAGCCGCUGAUCGACCUCUACGGACGCGCAGAGCGCCAUUGGGCCUGGAGGUGUGUCUGGGCGCUGACGUCGCUCUGCUUGCUCGGGACGACUAUUGCGUGCGCACUGAUGGGCAUGCGGGUGAUCUAG